GUAAAAUUGACCUGGUGCUCGUCUCUUGCUUUGAUUUACAAAAAAGUGCGGACCUCCUUCUUCUAGUACUUACUCGUGCACUUACUCAUACCCUCACUAGUUUGUCGAGGACUUCUCAAACACAAGAUGUUGUGGCGCAAUCCGAUUCUCCUUGCCUUCUCGGCACAAAUAUUGAGAACCACGAUCGCCUUCUCUGCAACCACACAACACAACCACGGAAGUGCACCUAAGCAAGCAGUAAUUGAUGCGGCAGCAAAUGCGAAGCUCGAAGAAUUCGAAAAGGAGGCAGUCACACACGAAAGCGCCCUACUAGAGGUAGAGAAAGAUCUAGAUCAUGAUGUGGGGGCUCUUGUUCAAUCAGCUGGAGGAGGAGCGUCAACAACAAAAUCAGAGCUGUCUUCAAAUAAGUAUAAGAUCUCUUACUUUCCAACCCGCACGGAUCACGAUGUCAGCGAACUGCUGGGUUUGCCACCACCACUCAGUCUAGAUCAGAUUGGGUCUUUGGAUGCAGGUAAAAUUUUGGACGAGGAGAGCCCUGUGAAGACGGGCGCCCAUACCAGUGAGUUCUCAGCGUCGGUGCAACAACAAUAUGAUUGAGAAACUUCGCCCCAAUGCCUGACAAGCGAAGUUUUGGCGCGACAGCUGUUACUACGAAGAGCGUCGCCGCGGCUAACGAGUAUCGUCGGCCGCUGCGAGGACCAUCGUCGAGGCUUGGGAUUUCACAGCAAGCCGGCUGCCUCAGUUCGCGACAACCCCACACCAGCCUCAGGGACAGCCCCAUAGAGCCACACACCCUCACGCCUAUGCUCGGCGUGUUGCCUGGCUCUUGGUGCGACUGACGCUGGCAGACCGGUUCCACGGGUCCCCCCACCUGGUGGCCACCAGCAUGACCCACCCACAGAGGGCGCGCGUGAGUUGUACAGGUGUGACAGUGACCCUGACAAGCCACCGCCGGCGAAAGCCGUCGCAGCCCGGUGUGGCGCAUGACAGGCCACCUGACCACGACCAUGACGGUGGGCCCGAGCUGCCACCUGGAUUUGGCUUGACCAGUCGGCUCGCUGUCUCACCACGUGCCCACAUGCGGCGCCAUGGCUUGAGGACUGCGUGACCCCUACACACAGGCCCCGCGCACGUCAGCAUUGCCCACGUGGUGACUUUGGGGCGACUUCCACAAAGUAGCCCCAGGUGCUGGGGGAGCCGCCUGCGUCCACCUUAUUAACUGUGGCGCUUUCUUGUUUUCUGCCAUUCGCCCCGCCUUCACUGGGCAGGUGAGGGUCAGGGGUUGAGCAGCGCAGACACCCCCGGCGAGGGAUCUCGCCAAAACUUCCUCUGUCAUGGCUUGGUGCGAAAUUUCUGAGUCAUAAACAAGGUAAACAGCUGCUUCGUUCCGAGAACAAAGACAAAGGGAACAAAGACAAAGGGGUGGCAGGUGGUAGUAGCCCGAAGCUCAACACGGAACUUCUCCAUCAUCUUGCAAUUGCUGCUACGCGAGUCGAGAAACUAAACACGGAACUUCUCCAUCAUCUUGCAAUUGCUGCUGCGCGAGUCGAGAAACACCGAAAGCGAUGGAAGCUAGUGAAACAAUCGGAAGAACUGGAUUUUUCUGAUUUGAAGGAAGGAGACGUAGAUCGCGAAGCAGACGACGCAGAGGGAGAAGAAGAAUCACAGGGCGUAGAGACUGCUCUAUCUUCAUCGUCUGUCCAUUUCCAUUCAACAUCACCAAAAAGUAGAAGUAGAACCAGUACGUUCCACGAGCAACGCUCGUUCGCACUAUGGUCCAACAACGAAGCUGAGACCUACUACGAAGGGAGAAAAAUCCCAAUGACUAUGUCCGCUUCGAGUUACACUGACGCGGACAAAAAAGCAGAGGAGGAUGAAAUCGCUCGUGCUCUUGAUAAGAUGAACAAAAUUGAUCCCGAGAAGAAGACGUCCAUGUUGUUCGUCGUAUGGAACGCGCCCACGACUAUGAACAGACUCGAGGUGAUGCUAUCUACGUGGUUGGGCAACGAUUUGAGUGAGGAACAAGUAGCUAUGGUCGUUACUGGGAAUCGCGACCACGAAACGAAAAUUGAACAGGCACUUUAUGAAGAACAUGUAAGUAGGUGAUUCACAAAGACGUGUGGAAGGAACAAUCCAUAUCAUUGCUUACAAUGUUGCUUUGAAAUUUUAGACUGGAUCAAGAACAGGGAAAAUUCAUUCUCCUGGUUGUUUCACUUCUAAUCCCUCUCCGAACUAAGAGCCAACCAAACCAAAGACGCCCAAGAAGAUAAUGCAGCUCCAGCACUACGUGUCUUUCCUCACGCGGCGACCCACUGCGAGGAGAAGAUGAGACGCAAACUCAACAUUCAGGAUGUGCGCACGGACCUCUUGUACUCCUUCGAGUCGCGCACUAUAAUGGGCGCGUGUCUACGAGUUUUCUCGAUGAAAUUUGCUGCGAAUCUGCCAAGCCUCAGAGUCCAUGGGUUUGUCAAUGAUGAUAUCUACGUCGUUCCUCAAGUGCUGCAGUUGCGAUUGGAGGCAGCGUUUGCAGACUCAAAGCCAGCAAAACAGCUCCCGAGUGAGGAGGAGAUUUAUGGCAUUUUUGAAUAUGAAAAAAUGUAUUAUACUAGAGGUCGUGUAGAUCGAUUGAUGUUGAUGUAGCUUGUGGCCGCGGUAACAUCACAAUACCAAGACCUCAUCGAGCAGAGAAGUAAAGUCCUCCCACCACCAGCAGCAGUUUUCAGCACGUACUAUCUCCGUAAACAACAUCUAAGAAUAGAAGAAAAUGCGAUCAAAAGGCAUUGAGCCUUAUCCAUACACGAGUGGCUGGCGUGGACAGCAUACCGUCAACUUACACCCUGAGACAUUCAAUACGGGAAGAAAGGCGAUUGCUUUUUGGUGUGGAAAUGGAGGAUUUUUUAUGGUUCUUCUAUCAUCUUUCGAAAUCAUGAUAAGUGAUCAGAACAACCGAAGGAAAGACUAUAGGUCCUUAUAACUAUAGUAGUUGUAUGAAAUAAUCAGUGCUACUGCUACAUGAACGAAGUUAUCUGGGAUGAACGAAGUUAUCUGAUUCUCUCCUUCUAACCCCAGUGGCGGUAUGGGUUCCUGGUUGAACAAGAAGGCUGUCGACUAUCUAGCACAAACCUGGAGUUGGGAAUCCAUUCUGGGAGAAGCUAGGGGAGCCAAGAUCUGGGGUUUUUCUGAGGAUACCUGCAUUGGAAUCUUAUACCGCCAGAUGGAGCGUCGAGGAGAGCUGCAUCUGAUUCAGGCACCUGAAAACUUUGGCGGAUUCACUCCUGGGGACGUGCCUUCGUGUCAGGCGAUACAUCCACCUGCAGUGCUGGUGCAUCAUGUGUCUAGUUAUGUUGAACAAAAGGCAACCAAUGAAGACGAGAGAAAAUAGCUGAUCAACAUGAUGAACAUUGUGUUCAUCAUUCAAAGAGUUGUAGCUCAUCUAAUCUGUUUCCGACGAAGCGAAAAAGUUUAGAACAGAGCGAUGCCCUCCAGUGCGGUGCAAAAAUGGCGAAUGCCUUUUGUGGCAUCACGAACAGAAAUGGUUGAAGGUUGCCGCGUAGGCAUGGUCGCGAUGUCCACAUUUCACUUUUGUAGGCUGUGGUAGUCAUUACAUCUAGGUCUAUCCUCAAUUGUUUCCCGCCACCUAUUUACUCAUUAUUAUAUAAGUUGACACCCACAACUAACCCAAAUACAACAGAGAGUAAUUACAGACAGCUAGUGACCAGUUCUUUUCUGGUUGGUCUUCUUCUCCUUUCCAAAAUACUCUUAGGGUGAGAGAAAAGAAAGGAAGUCUUGGACUUCAACUCAAGAAAUAAAUUAGUGACUAACUAAUGACAGCGCCUCCAAUCUAAACAAUUCAUCCCCCUUCUCAUUGCUUGCAUCUAGGUCUAUCUUCAAUUGUUUCCCGCCACUGACUCAACAUUUUUUACGGAAAGGAGACAGCACGACAGCAGUAUGAAUGUGCAGCUAAUUGUGGCAAGCCC
This is a messenger RNA of Amoebophrya sp. A25, 3977 nucleotides long. The record is from the annotation of a GenBank genome assembly. NCBI's taxonomy places the organism in Eukaryota, Dinophyceae, Syndiniales, Amoebophryaceae.